UUAUCACUAACAUGCGCCAUCUCCACCACUCCAUCACCGCCAUGGCCCCUUCCUCCUCCCUCAGAAAAACCCCAAUUCCAAAAACCCCCGCCCCCAACCACCCGAAUUCCCCAAACUGCCCCUCCCUCUGCCGCCACUCGCCCUCCGCCACUCUUGACCUCCUCAUCUUCAUCCUCGUCCUCUUCUCCGGCGCCUUCCUCAUCGUCUCCUGCUUCUCCUAUCUCUUCCAGUCGCUCUCUCUCAUCCUACCCCCUUUCUCCAACGUGGCCGCGCAUUUCCACCGCCAUUUCGCCUUCAAUCCGCAGUCGCAACUGAUCUUCUUCACACUGUCCGCGGUCUCCUUCGUCGGCUUUGUAAUCUUCUUCGAGAUCUGCUGCGGGCACAGAUCGAGGAGGAAAGGGUGUAGGGGGCUGAAGAAGGCGAUGGAGUUCGAUUUGCAGCUGCAGGGAGAGGAGCUGCUGCGCUCCGGCGACGGGAAUAAGGCGGUGAGAGAUGUGAAUGAGCUGUCGUGGAAAGGGGGCGGCGGGCUCCACGGGGUUAGCGUCGUCUAG
Messenger RNA from Salvia miltiorrhiza (redroot sage), 551 nucleotides. RefSeq lists its product as uncharacterized. The transcript has a single exon. NCBI's taxonomy places the organism in Eukaryota, Viridiplantae, Streptophyta, Magnoliopsida, Lamiales, Lamiaceae. The record is from RefSeq and is a predicted model, not a curated record. The coding region runs from base 12 to 551 and encodes 179 amino acids.